AUGGACAACCUCUUCAACCUCACCAUGACUUACCGGAGAGACUCGGACGUCUACAUUCCUUACGGGUGGAUGGAAGUCCUCCCUCAGCCUCAAAAUUUCACUAUUCCACCCAAGUCUAAGCUGGUGGCCUGGGUGGUGAGCAGCUGGAAGUCAGGCUCUGUUCGGGUAAAAUACUACAAGGAACUGAAGAAGUAUAUCCCAGUGGACGUCUACGGACGCCAUCACUCACCUCUCCCUUGGGUUAAACAACUGUCCAUGUUGUCCCAAUAUAAAUUCUACCUGGCCUUUGAGAACUCCAUACAUGAGGACUACAUCACGGAGAAGAUCUGGAGGAAUGCCUUCCUCACUUGGGCCGUGCCUGUCGUUCUUGGGCCACCCAGAAAGAAUUACGAACGUUAUAUGCCCUCGGACUCAUUCAUUCACGUCAAUGACUUCCCAUCUGCCCAAGAAUUGGCCAUGUUCUUGCAUGAAUUGGACAGGAACACAACACGAUAUCAGAGUUACUUCCAUUGGCACUCGUGGCUGAAGCCCAUUCAAGGCUUCUGGUGGAGCUUCAGCUUCUGCAAAGUUUGUCAGGUCUUACAGAAGAAACCAGUUCAAUUCCAGACCAUUCCAGAACUGAGCAAGUGGUUCAAGGACGGGAGAAACCUCACUGCAUGAGACAGUGAACUACCUUUCUUUGUCCAGCCAGGCCUGUCUGUGACUGAUCCUCUGGUAAGAUCAUGGUGUCCCAAAGAUGGAACUAGAUCUGGAACACAGAAGACAACACAAGGGAGUGUUCAGAAGCACGGUUGUGUUUCUUUGUUUUUGUUAAGAAAUUGCCAAGCAGAGGUCUUUGUGUCCAUAGCUGUUAAAGUUUGGCUCUGAACCGCUUUGUCUUGUUAAGAAUAUUAAGUUUUGAA
Molecule: messenger RNA, 902 nt
Organism: Sceloporus undulatus (fence lizard)
Lineage: Eukaryota; Metazoa; Chordata; Lepidosauria; Squamata; Phrynosomatidae
Product: 3-galactosyl-N-acetylglucosaminide 4-alpha-L-fucosyltransferase FUT3-like
Exons: 1
Coding region: 1-660 (219 amino acids)
Cellular component (GO): membrane
Molecular function (GO): alpha-(1->3)-fucosyltransferase activity
Source: RefSeq, a predicted model, not a curated record